Aspergillus homomorphus CBS 101889 is the source of this 2277-nucleotide messenger RNA. RefSeq names its product putative GTPase activating protein for Arf. Bases 114 to 2177 code for a protein of 687 amino acids. The transcript is spliced from 4 exons. Gene Ontology annotation, cellular component: Golgi apparatus. The record is from RefSeq and is a predicted model, not a curated record. Gene Ontology annotation, molecular function: GTPase activator activity; protein binding. Gene Ontology annotation, biological process: endoplasmic reticulum to Golgi vesicle-mediated transport; intra-Golgi vesicle-mediated transport; endocytosis. Lineage: Eukaryota; Fungi; Ascomycota; Eurotiomycetes; Eurotiales; Aspergillaceae.
ACCCCCCUGUCAAGCUACAAUCUUCUACACUUAUAUUCUUGGCUCCCUAAUACUCGGAGCCUACUACUUUACGCGCGCAAUACCAGUCGUCGUCCUCCGAGUGUAUUGCGAUCAUGGUUGGAGGCAUUAGCAAGCGGCAGCAAUACCGCAAUGAGCGGGCACUGCAGGACCUCAUCCGGUCCGUUCCUGGAAACGACCGAUGCGCAGACUGUCAGGCUAUGAAUCCUGGCUGGGCUAGUUGGAACAUGGGAAUCUUUCUUUGUAUGCGAUGCGCGGCCAUACAUCGGAAGCUUGGCACGCAUAUUUCUAAAGUCAAGUCCCUGAGCAUGGACUCAUGGACGGAUGACCAAGUCGAUAACAUGAAAUCGCACGGCAACAACAUCAUGAAUAAAAUCUUCAAUCCGAAGAAUGUGAAACCACCGGUUCCGACCGAUGUCGACGAGGCUGACUCCUGCAUGGAGCGUUUCAUCCGCCAAAAAUACCAACAUCGGUCUCUGGACGAGAAUAAACAACAUAAGCCCCCUAGUCGUCAUGAUUCGGGUUAUGAUAGAUCUCCGGAAGGUUCGCCGCCUCCCUUGCCUCCGAAACCCGCCAGGCCGUUUGGCUUCGGCCUUCGUUCGGCCUCAUCUGCAACAAACCUCAACCGCAUCUCCAACCGCAGCGCCUUCUCUCCACAAUCGGACAGGUUCGAUUCGCCUUCGCCGGCAUUGGGCGUAAGAAAAACCUCGGGGGAUGCGUCGUUUGACUCGAAGUUGGCUACCCUGAGGGAUAUGGGCUUUACAAACGAACGCCGGAACGCCAUUGCUCUCCGUGAAUUGAAUGGGAACCUUGAUAAGACCAUCGAGACACUGGUGAGGCUAGGGGAGGGCAACGGAUCUGCGGUGCGACCGUCUGCGUCGGCUUCUACGCCUUCCGUGGACUCCUCGAAAUUCGGCAACCCCUUUGACCAAUUGGACUCGCGGCCAGCUGCCCAGCCUAGCAGCAACUUUAACCCCUUUGAUGCACAACCACCACAACAACCGCAGCAACAGCAGCAACAGCAACAACAGCAACAAUUCCCUCAGUCAGCCUCUAUGCAGCCUCUUGAGCAGUCGUUUCAAGGUUUGCAGGUCGCCCAACCUCUAUUCCCGCACUCCACAGGAGGCUAUCCGUACAGACAGUCCUCACUUCCUCAGCCUCUGUACCAGCAGGCGGCGGUUACGCCCCCUGCAACCUCGACAUUGAACCAGAGUGGUUAUGUCUCAUCCCCGCAGAUUUUGGAUGGUGGCAACAACCCGUUCUUCCAAACCGGAGCUCAGCCGCAGGCCAGCAUGACCGCUUCUGUUGCGAACCCUAACCUCAAUGUCGCUCCGAGCAACCCGUUCUUCGGACAGGUUUCAUCACAACCAACAUCUAUGCAGGCGCAAAACCAAGUGUCUUCCGGUCCCUUUGGCCCACCUCGGCAUGCGAACACAAUGCCUAUUAUGUCCGCAACCUCGCCUUUUGGCCAGCCGUCGCCGUUCCAGCAGCAGCCGCAGCAGCCGCAGCAGCCGCAGCAACAGCACACGCAGCCUCAACUACAAGUGCCGUCUAUGCAAGCCGGCCAGAACACCAUGAACCCAUACCAGAUGAUGAAUGCACCAGCUGCGCCUCAGAGUACGGGCUAUCCUGCUCCAUCGCAGUAUGGAUACCAGAUGCCGGCGCAGCAUCAGUAUGCACAGCCGACCGGCCGUGUUGACAAGAACAGCAUCCUUGCACUGUACAAUCUCUCUCCCCAGCCUCCUACUAUCCCCGAACACCCUCAAGCCCAGCCUCCUGCAGGCAUCAACCCAGCCCAGCAAGCACAGGGCUACCCCAUGAACCCACCCUCCAACUACGCCAACCCUCAACAACAACAACAACAACAACAACAACCUACCCUCCAGCAGCCCGCCACCGACCCCCAAAUUGCCGGAACCCGGAACCCUUUCUUCACCACCGCCCCAGCAGCAGGGGCACCUGCUGCAGCCUACCCAACUGCUACGCCCCAGGCUGUUUACCAGCCCACCGCAGGAUUCGGUAUGAGCAAUAGACCCGCUACGUCAACAGGCGGGUUCCCUCGUGGCCACAUGAGCCAGCAGAGCGUGGACAUCAAUGGCUUCCAGAGCGGCCGACACAGCCCCGACGCAUUCGCCAGCCUAAGCGCACGCUACGGGUAGAUAUUUCACAAGUCGAUGAUGUCUGGUCCUGCAAACUUCAGUUUCCAGCCUGUAUCUUCUUUUAGCGUAUAUAUUACUUUUUUUUUCUUCUUCUUCUAUU